Messenger RNA from Aspergillus sclerotioniger CBS 115572, 1569 nucleotides. RefSeq names its product Zn(II)2Cys6 transcription factor domain-containing protein. Gene Ontology annotation, biological process: regulation of transcription by RNA polymerase II. Gene Ontology annotation, molecular function: DNA-binding transcription factor activity, RNA polymerase II-specific; zinc ion binding. Lineage: Eukaryota; Fungi; Ascomycota; Eurotiomycetes; Eurotiales; Aspergillaceae. Bases 136 to 1422 code for a protein of 428 amino acids. The transcript is spliced from 3 exons. The record is from RefSeq and is a predicted model, not a curated record.
CAACCAUCCAACGCCUUUAGGGGUCCUCGGGAAUUAAAUGAGAUAAAUUGUCCUCUGCACACCUGGAGACUUUUUCACAGUAUCCUGGCCAUUUCCACCUCAUCCUCAUAGAGGCAUAGUGAGGUACAUAUCACCAUGGGAUCAUCAAUAACACUAUACACACGCAAGUUGUCGCGCAGAAGCCACCGCAAGACUCGUUCCGGCUGUCAGAAUUGCAAAAGGCGAAAGAUCAAGUGCAACGAGACAAAGCCAGAAUGUGGCAAUUGCAUCCGCCACUCAAUCGACUGUGACUUCAGUACCCAAUCAGAAGAUCCUUCUGCAGCGUCAUCUGAAAGCAGUCCAACAGGCCCAUCAACAUCUGACACGCCUGAUGGCGGCUAUACCUACAUCUCAUCAACAACCUCAAACUUCAAGCCGCCUAAGCGAACACAUGGUCUAUCCUCCACCACCACCUUACCUCAGCCAUCGCGGGAUCAACCAUCCCAAGAACUCGCGCAAAGACCAUUUCAAUUCACCGUCACUGAUAUGGCCUUGUUUCAUCGUUUCUUGACCUCCAAGGAGCUCACUGGCUGGAGCCCUCGCGCGCAACAAGAACUCUGCCGCCUCGGCUUUGCUCAUCACUACGUCCUACGAUUACUUCUGGCCUUCUCCGGCUUCCAUAUCGCCCAAACACCAGGAGGCCUAUCAACGACUCCUUACAUGGGUGUGCACGCGGACUUUUUAGCCGAGGCCGGACUCCAUCUGGACACCGCAGUACGGGAGAUCAGCACACUUGUAACACAAAUCAGUCCCCAGAAUUCUGCCGCUAUGUAUAGCUCUGCGAUCUUCAUUUUCCUCUCUUCCCUAGCAAAGGGUCCGCAACCGGGAGAGUACCUGGCUUUUCGGGACGAUGGGGCUCCCGGCCACCUGGCGCUAUUUCUUGGGAUCCGCUCCAUAUUCGAACUAUGUCAGAAUGACAUCCAUCCUAGCGUGUUUGCAAUCCACGGCGGCGAGGAUGAAGAAAAAGAAAAGGAUAAACCGAACCCAGACCCAACACAAAUGACCCCCUUGAAGAUCCCCCAUUAUGCUGAUCACUUGGUCACGUUUCGUGAGCUGCUUUCAACCCUCGUCCCCACCUCCGACCCUCGCGCGCCAAGCUAUCAGCAAUCUCUGAAUCAACUCCAUUUCAGCCUCCACGCAGCCCUGGGGUCGGACAUAAAUCCGUCGCUUUUUCCGCUGGUGUUUGCAUGGCUGUAUCAACUGCCUGAUGCGGUGGUCUAUGAUCUGCAGUGUCGAGAGCCUCCGGCUCUCAUCCUCUUUGCUUUCUUUACACUACUCUUGAAUCAACUUACCCCUGUCUGGUUCAUCCGUUUCUGGCCACGGCAUAUCAUGUACGGCAUCUAUUGCAAUCUGGAUCCGUGCUAUCAGCCAUAUAUCCAGUGACUCAUGAACUGAAUUGUGAUAGGACCUGCUCAACUAUGUUUCGGUAUUGAUCACUCGGGAUCAUUCCAUGUCAGUAAAAUCUAGAGUAUUGUGGGGCCUAUGAUAUUGGUCACCUGCAACUCACGACUGAAUGCGUGUCUAUAGAAC